Molecule: messenger RNA, 405 nt
Organism: Lachancea mirantina
Lineage: Eukaryota; Fungi; Ascomycota; Saccharomycetes; Saccharomycetales; Saccharomycetaceae
Source: the annotation of a GenBank genome assembly
GAUAUGGAAAAGGUACCCAAAGAAAAGAUAGUAAGCUCAAUGUAUGUUUUUACUACCAAGAAACGGUAGAAGAAAGUGCAGAUGCGUAGCUAGAGGAGGUCAGCAAGGGCCGGAAACACACGAUCCGGACGCGGAAACAUACACAGUCGCACAGGAAGCACUGAUGACGGAUCAUCCAUCGCGUUAGGUAGCGGAUGCAGUAUUAAACAAUUAGAUAUCACAUCCGCAUACCUUUAUGCACCACUGAAAGAAGAACUUUACAUCAGAGCUUCUCCUCACUAUCGGCCUAGCAACAAGGUAUCCAGACUCGACAAAUCACUGUAUAGACUCAGACAAUCAUCCAAUUGAUACGGCGUCAUAAAAGAUUUUCUUGUCUCAAAAGGCGGAUUGACAGGAGGGAGAUGU